AUGAACGUUCCUAAUCAGAAAGCUCUUCAAGCAAUGUUCGAUCAGAUGCAGCGUGAUCACCCAAUUGGUGGUAUUGCUGCUCGUUAUGUUGAACAAGCACUCAAGAAGCACCCAGUUUCACUUGAUAAGAAGAGCCGUAACAGAAAGGUUGGCUCCAAGCACAUCAAGAAGCCAUAA
This is a messenger RNA of Trichomonas vaginalis G3, 177 nucleotides long. RefSeq lists its product as uncharacterized. The transcript has a single exon. Lineage: Eukaryota; Parabasalia; Trichomonadida; Trichomonadidae. The record is from RefSeq and is a predicted model, not a curated record. Bases 1 to 177 code for a protein of 58 amino acids.